AUGCCAAGCAGCAGUGUUACCCAUGUUCCCUUCAUUUUGUGUGACACAAUGGGUCUGGAGGAUGGUGUGAACACUGGUCUGGAUGUAGAUGUUGCCACAAUUUUGAAGGGUCACAUUCAAGACAAGUAUCAGUUUAACCCACUGAUGCCUAUACAGCCAGACUCCCCUCAUUUCCAUAAGUCUCCUGGCUUGAAGGACAAGAUUCACUGUGUGGUGUUUGUGAUUGACAUCAGCAGAGUCAAGCUUCUCUCUGACAAAAUGAUUGAGAAGUUUGUGGUUUUUCGAAAGAAAGCCAACCAGCUAAGUAUUCCUCAGCUGGUUCUGCUGACUAAGGUGGAUGAGGCCUGCCCCUUAGUGGCAGAAGACCUGAAAAAUGUCUACCAGAGCCACUAUAUCAACAAAAUGAUGCAGGAGGUUAGCUCUCAGCUUGGAGUUUCUCUGUCUGCUGUGGUCCCAGUGAAAAACUACUACCAAGAACUGGAAAUAGACUCUCAAACAGACAUUCUGCUUCUAAACGCUGUUGUUCAGAUGCUCAGAGCUGCUGAGGGCUAUUUUGAUGAUUUUUACAAUCCAGAAGAGAGGUCUGAGUAA
Sinocyclocheilus grahami is the source of this 591-nucleotide messenger RNA. RefSeq names its product interferon-induced protein 44-like. Bases 1 to 591 code for a protein of 196 amino acids. Gene Ontology annotation, biological process: immune response. NCBI's taxonomy places the organism in Eukaryota, Metazoa, Chordata, Actinopteri, Cypriniformes, Cyprinidae. The record is from RefSeq and is a predicted model, not a curated record. The transcript is spliced from 4 exons.